UUUUGUUUAGGUUUUUUUUUGCCUGAUUUUUAUUAGUCUUUAAUUACAAAUUUCAUGGCUGACAUUAAAAUGCUUCUUCAGAAUUAUGGCUCUGAAAAUCAAGAAGAUGAGCAGGAUGAUGAUGAUUACAGCAAGUUUUAUGAGACAUCUAUGCUUGACCAUUCAAAUCCUGAUGAUCUGCUUACUCCACUUGAAAAAUUGCGCAAGUAUUGCUCAAGUGAAAAUAUUUUUACAAGACAAAUGGUUGCUCGAAGCAUUGUUGAGACAGUUCAAGCUAUUAAUACACAACAGGAGUGUCUAGCACUACUAGAAAUUGUAUCCAAACUUUCUCAAGAUUUUGAACCAUCUGUUAGAUGGCAACUAGUUGAACAAUUGCCACCAUGUUGUAUGCUUAUGAUGGAUAUUAAGCUUGUACCUGAUGCAAUAUCUAACUAUAUACUUCCAGUUAUGGUUAAGUAUUUGACAGACACAAAUAAUCAGGUUCGCAAGUUAAGUCAAAAUGCUUUACUUCAGUUGAUGGAUCAAGAAAUACUACAACCUGAUGAUGCAGAAGUUCAAAUAUGUCCUGUUCUAAUCAAACUUACCGAACCUGAUAGUAGUGAUGAUUUUCGCACAGAAGCUAUUACGUUAAUGACAAAAACAGCUCAUCUUCUUGGAGGUAUUUCUACAGAGAAAAUAUUUUUGAAAAGAUUUGGUGAACUUUGCUCAGAUUCUCUGUUUCAUGUUCGAAAGGUAUGUGCAUCAAAUUUUGGUGAUAUUUCUAGUGUUGUUGCACCUGAAACCACAGAAACUGUACUGCUCCCUUUAUUUUCAAGAUUAUGUGAGGAUGGUGUUUGGGGAGUAAGAAAGGCUUGUGCUGAAUCAUUUAUGGCAGUUUCAGGUGCUUGUUCUCGUCAAGUGAAAUACAAAACACUGUCACCACUCUUUGUUGGGCUUCUUUGUGAUAAAUCUCGUUGGGUACAAAUGGCAGCUUAUCAAGCCCUUGGUCAGUUUAUUGCUACAUUUGCUGACCCUGGCAGAACAGGAUUUGAUGUAACUGAAGAUGGUAUUUUAUAUCAGUGCGAAUUGCAAAAACCAGAAAUUCCUUCAGUCAUAGAAAAUGAUUCAUUUCAAUCUUCCAGUAUGUCAAAGCCAUAUGAUAGUAAACAUCUAAAUAAUUCCCCACAAAUCAUUGACCCACAGAAUGAUUUUAACAGUUUUGAGUUUUGGCGAGUGCCGUUACCUGAUAUUAGUUUAAACGAAUUUUUAGCUUGUGAUAUUGAAGCGAAUCAAAGCUUAGCUACUGAUAAUUCAUUAGAAAGUUCUCCUGAAUAUUUAAACGCUUAUGUGAUAAUAGAUUCAAAAUCAAGAGAUAAUGUUGACAACACUAUGGAAUAUUUACCUAAAGACCCAUCUUAUGACUCUUUUGAUAAGACUGAUACAAUAGAUUCAAACCAUUCUAAUGAUAAUGAUUACUUAAAAAUCUUUGAAGGGAACUUUGAUGAAGAAGAUCUUUUGGACAGUACUAUUCAUAAUUUAUCUGUGAAUAUUGAACAUAUUAAAAAACAGAACAUAGUUCCAAGUGCUCUUCUGGCUCAUUUUAUUUCAAUGACAGAACCAAGUAAAGCACAAACUAUAGAUGGUGAGUUAUCCAGACAUUGCGCUUUUACAUUACCAGGUGUGGUGUUAGCUCUUGGUCGUGAAAACUGGAAUUGUGUAAAGGAUAUCUACAAUCUUCUAUCUGUAGAUAUGCAGUGGAAGGUUCGACGAACUCUUGCAUUUUCAUUGCAUGAUCUAGCUCUUAUACUUGGGCAGGAAAUAAGUGUUAAUGACCUAGUACCAGUGUUUAAUGGUUUUCUUAAAGAUCUUGAUGAGGUUCGAAUUGGCGUGUUGAAACAUCUUUCAAACUUCAUUCAAGUUUUACCCACAUCUUUGCAGAAAGACUAUUUGCAUAUAUUUAGUGAAUUUCUUAAUACUGACAACUCUAGGAACUGGAGAUUCAGAAUGGAACUUGCACAACAGCUUAUGGGUCUUGUAAAUCUAUAUACUGAGGCAGAGUUGGGUGAAUUUAUAUGUCCAGUUGCAUUAACUCUUGCUGCUGAUAAAGUGGCUGAAGUAAGAGAGAAUGCUUAUGAAUUGUUAUGCAUGCUUAUUAGACGCUUAUCAGGUGAUUUGGUUUUGCGUAAAUUUACGGCAAAUAUCAAGGAGCUGGGAUCAAAAACUCAACACUGGGUAAAAAGGAAGUCAUGUUCACAGAUUUAUCUAUGUUUUUUACGAAACUGUUGUUACGAUCCUGUAAAUUUUACCAAAGAUUUUCUUCCAAAUUUACUUCAACUGUGUGGAGAUAAUGUUCCAAAUGUUCGUCUUGUUGCUUCAAAAGCUCUUUUGGCAUAUCGAAGUACCAUAUACUUUCAAAGUCUUCCUAAAGAUGACAGUGUUAGACAUAUGGUUGAAUGCACAUUUGAAACACUGUCGAAAGAUGUUGAUAACGAUGUGAGGUUUUUCUCUAGGGAAAUAGGAUUUCAAUCUAAUGACACAAUUAAGCUAGAACAAUCUUUUAACGAAUGCUCUCUUAAUGAGGAAGGUAUGAACAUUUUUACGAGUUCUUCUGAUCAACCUAGUGAGGACAAUUUAUCAGAUAAUAAAUUUAGUAAAAGUCUUCUCGACCAUACACUUCAAACUAGCGAUCUUUUAAAUUCUUCAAAUCAAGAUAAAGACAUUAGGAGAACCGACUAUAAUAAUGAUCUUGAAAACGAUAUACACACUUUAAAGAGUCUUGAGAAUUCAGAAAAAUUGGAGGUAAAUCAUCAGAAUUGUGAAAAUGGCGAACUUGGCUUUAUUUCUAUUGAUAAAAGGAAUUGUUCAGAAGAUAAUGGUUUACAAAAUGUCACGAAUUCGACUAAUUUAAAUGAUAAUAUAUGUAUAUUUGAUCCGGAUAUUCGGAAUUAAUGUUUUUUAA
Messenger RNA from Hydra vulgaris (swiftwater hydra), 2938 nucleotides. Its product is annotated as serine/threonine-protein phosphatase 4 regulatory subunit 1. Lineage: Eukaryota; Metazoa; Cnidaria; Hydrozoa; Anthoathecata; Hydridae. Gene Ontology annotation, molecular function: protein phosphatase regulator activity. Gene Ontology annotation, biological process: protein dephosphorylation. The record is from RefSeq and is a predicted model, not a curated record.